This is a messenger RNA of Pan troglodytes (chimpanzee), 2799 nucleotides long. It is a transcript of the gene OTULINL, whose product is annotated as OTU deubiquitinase with linear linkage specificity like. The transcript is spliced from 8 exons. Bases 138 to 1208 code for a protein of 356 amino acids. NCBI's taxonomy places the organism in Eukaryota, Metazoa, Chordata, Mammalia, Primates, Hominidae. The record is from RefSeq and is a predicted model, not a curated record.
CCCCGCCCUACGCCUCCCCCGCCCUCCCCAGCCCGCCUCAGGGAAGCGAGCCCGGGCGCCGGCGGGCGGCCGUCGCGUCUGACAGACCACUGCAGACCACGGGCCGAGGCCCAGCGCCCGUCCGCAGCGCCGCCGGCAUGGCGGCGCCAAGGAGCCCCACGCGGGCAAGGGAGCGGGAGCGGUCUGGCGCUCCCGCCGCAGGAAGUGACCAAGUUCACUCCUGGAUGCUAGCUACAAGCCAAGCCUUAGACACUGUCUGGAGAAUGGCAAAAGGCUUUGUGAUGUUGGCAGUUUCAUUUCUGGUGGCUGCCAUCUGCUACUUCCGGAGGCUACAUUUAUAUUCAGGGCACAAGCUGAAAUGGUGGAUUGGAUAUCUGCAGAGAAAAUUCAAAAGGAACCUCAGUGUGGAGGCAGAGGUUGAUUUACUCAGUUAUUGUGCAAGAGAAUGGAAAGGAGAGACACCCCGUAACAAGCUGAUGAGGAAGGCUUAUGAGGAGCUAUUUUGGCGGCAUCACAUUAAAUGUGUUCGACAAGUAAGAAGAGAUAACUAUGAUGCUCUCAGAUCAGUGUUAUUUCAGAUAUUCAGCCAGGGCAUCUCUUUUCCAUCAUGGAUGAAAGAAAAGGACAUUGUUAAGCUUCCUGAAAAACUGCUGUUUUCACAAGGUUGUAAUUGGAUUCAGCAAUACAGUUUUGGUCCUGAGAAGUAUACAGGCUCGAAUGUGUUUGGAAAACUACGGAAAUAUGUGGAAUUAUUGAAAACACAGUGGACUGAAUUUAAUGGAAUUAGAGAUUAUCACAAGAGAGGAAGUAUGUGCAACACGCUUUUUUCAGAUGCCAUUCUGGAAUAUAAACUUUAUGAAGCUUUAAAGUUCAUCAUGCUGUAUCAAGUCACUGAAGUUUAUGAACAAAUGAAGACUAAAAAGGUCAUUCCCAGUCUUUUUAGACUCCUGUUUUCCAGGGAGACAUCCACUGAUCCUUUGAGCUUCAUGAUGAAUCACCUGAAUUCUGUAGGCGACACAUGUGGACUAGAGCAGAUUGAUAUGUUUAUACUUGGAUACUCCCUUGAAGUAAAGAUAAAAGUGUUCAGACUGUUCAAGUUUAACUCCAGAGACUUUGAAGUCUGCUACCCAGAGGAGCCUCUCAGGGACUGGCCGGAGAUCUCCCUGCUGACCGAGAACGACCGCCACUACCACAUUCCAGUCUUUUAAGUCCGCUGGGGGCCGAACAGCAGUGCUCACCAGUGACGGUGGUCACAGUUGCAAUAAAGUCUCUCUCUGAAACCAAAGCUAGCAUUUCAGCAUGGAAGGAAUUAGGACCUUUUCUUCAGGAUUACAGGUACACUGGAUGCAGCCAUGCAUGGAUGGUUUUUCUUUAUUUUUCAGUGAUUUCCUCUGAAGCAGCUGCACUGAUACAUUUGGGAGUUGGUGGCUUGACUUUGUCCAUAAGGGGCGUGGCCACUUCACAUGAUGGCAGGCCUUUAAGAGCACAAAGAAGUUUAAUAUGGACAACAACAGGAAAAAGCAAGAAGAAAACAAGUAGGGAAAACAGCUAACCUGGAGAGAAAGAAUUUCUUUAACCUUUAUGUUCUUCAUUAAAAAUCUUACCUUGGACUAGUUUGGGGGAUUUUUAGAAACAUGGCCUUAUUUUAUAUAAGCAUUACCUUCCCAGGAAUCUUUGUUGUAUAUUAAUUUUUGAUAACCAUUUGAUUAACUUUAAAAUUAAGUAUAUGUGUGUAUAUAUACAUAUGUAUGUUUAUAUACACACAUGUAUCUGUGUAUAGUUUUAUAUAUACAUAUAUACACAUAGACAUACAGAGAACCACUACUUUGUAAUACUGUACAGUUUGUUUUAUAUCUCUUUACUUUUUUUGUUACUAUUUUAUCUGGCCAGCUUAAUAGUUUUAUUUAGAUUUUUAAAAAUUCUGUAGAUUAAAGCCAGUGACAGUUAUUGAACUAUCACAAAAAUAUUAAACUGUGGUACAUUUAAUGUGUAUUUAAUGUGUGGAAUCUCAUUAUGGUAGGCAGAAUAAUGCUCUGUGCUCCCCAAAGAUGUCUGUGUCUGAAUCCUCAGAGCCGUAAAGGGCUAAAUGGGUUAAAUGGGAAAGGAGAAUUAAGGUUGCAGGUGGAACUGAGAUGCUAAUCCACUGAUGCUGAAAUAGGGAGAUUUUUCUGGAUUCUCCAGGUGGACGCAGUGUAAUCAGAAUGGUUCUUAAAAGUGGAAGAGAGAAUUGGAAGAGUGUCAGAGUCAGAGGGGAAUGUGAAAUAUGGAAGAACGGUUAGAGAGAGAUGCACCAUUGCUGGCUUUGAAGAUGGAGGAAGGGGCCAUAAGCCAGGGAGUUGCAGGCAGCCUGUAGAAUUGAGACUGGAAAGGAAACAGAAACUUCCCCAUAGCCUCCAGAAGGAGCACAGCCCUGCCAACACCUUGAUUUUAGCCCAGUGAAGCCUGUGUUGGACCUCUAAUCUGCAGAACUGUAAGAUAAUAGAUUUGUGUUUAAGCCACUAAGUUUGUGGUAAUGUGUUGUAGCAACAGAAAACUAGUAUUCUCAGGCUAGUUUUUGGUCAUCUUUAUUUUGGAAAUACUUUUCUAGUUUAAUUUGAUAGUUUUUUUUUUGGAGGUACUUUGCUAGUCUGUUUUGAGUUUCAGUACAUAAGAAUAAUUUUUAAAAUCUUGUUAAUUAUAUAUUACUUCAAAGUCACAAAUCCCUUUCUAAGAAUGACUUACUUCACGAGAUAUUUAGCACUAACAUUUUCCCAGAUGUUCAUAUUAUUUCUGCAAUAAAUUAAAAGGGAGUGUGUCAAA